AUGUCGUACACCGUCGUGGAAACCAAGGCCGACCUCGGAGAGAAGCUGAGCUCCGCAGGGGAUCAACUUGUGGUCAUCGAUUUUGGAGCUGUGUGGUGCGGUCCCUGCAAAGACUGCGAGCCGACCUUCAAGCGCUUGGCGGAUAAGUACUCGGGUGAGGUCAUGUUUCUCAAAGUUGAUGUCGACGAUAAUGACGAAGCGGCGGCAGAAUAUGACAUUUCGAAUCUGCCGACUUUCCUCUUCAUACGCGGGGGUCAAGUCCUGCAGCGCCUGACUGGAUUCAUGACUUAUGAUAAGUUGCACGAAGCCGUUGAGGCGCACAAAUAG
Molecule: messenger RNA, 327 nt
Organism: Galendromus occidentalis (western predatory mite)
Lineage: Eukaryota; Metazoa; Arthropoda; Arachnida; Mesostigmata; Phytoseiidae
Product: thioredoxin-T-like
Exons: 4
Coding region: 1-327 (108 amino acids)
Molecular function (GO): protein-disulfide reductase activity
Source: RefSeq, a predicted model, not a curated record